Messenger RNA from Hyaloscypha bicolor E, 1964 nucleotides. Its product is annotated as MFS general substrate transporter. Gene Ontology annotation, molecular function: transmembrane transporter activity. The record is from RefSeq and is a predicted model, not a curated record. The transcript is spliced from 6 exons. Bases 1 to 1692 code for a protein of 563 amino acids. Gene Ontology annotation, biological process: transmembrane transport. Lineage: Eukaryota; Fungi; Ascomycota; Leotiomycetes; Helotiales; Hyaloscyphaceae.
AUGUUCUCCAUUCCUCGACCUCCUCCUACCUAUGAUGCCACAUCACUCUCGUCGUUGGUCAAUCAACCCAUGUUCGAGCAACAACGGAGCAUGCCCUAUCCUCGUCCACUCAAUCAUCGCCGCCAAACGGCUCCACCUCGACCAUCGGGAUGGAAUAGACAGAGCGUCCUGUUGUUUGCCGACUUCAACAGUAUAUACAGUCUUGAAAAGAAACUUCCAGAGCCUCCAUACCAUGUGUUCUCUCUCGCAAAGAAAAAGCAGAUGGUGUAUAUUGUGUCUCUUGCAGGGCUCUUCUCACCACUCUCAAGUAACAUUUACUUUCCAGCUUUGGGUCAAAUCUCGAAGGAUCUCAACGUGAGCUUGUCGCUAGUCAGUCUAACUAUCACUGUAUACAUGAUAGUUCAGGGACUGGCUCCCUCCUUCUGGGGGCCGCUCUCAGACACCAAAGGGCGAAGGAUCACGUUCAUUGGUACUUUCAUUGUUUAUCUUGCAGCAAAUAUAGGACUUGCCUUUAGCAACAACUUUGUUACUCUGAUGGUUUUCCGUGGCAUUCAAGCUGCGGGAAGUGCUGCUACUAUUUCAGUUGGCGCUGGAGUGAUCGGAGACAUUACUACUGCCCGUGAGCGCGGUGGACUUAUCGGGAUAUUUGGAGGCAUUCGUAUGAUGGGUCAAUCUGUAGGGCCCGUCUUCGGUGGCAUUAUCUCCAAUUACCUUGGUUUCCAUGCAAUCUUCUGGUUCUUGUUCGGUCUCGGCGCCCUCACGCUGCUCCUAAUUCUCCUAUUGCUCCCUGAAACUCUCCGAAGCAUUGCAGGCAACGGGACGAUCAGACUAACAUCAAUCCAUCGACCGCUCAUCUACUCCUUCUCGCCACCUCCUGAUGAGUUGCUGGAUCGAGAUAAUACACCUAUGAAGAACAUCACGAUCUCCAGCAUCGUAGCGCCGCUCAAAUUUUUAUUGGAAAAAGACGUAUUCAUUACUCUGUUCUUCGGCUCGAUUGUAUACACGGUUUGGAGCAUGGUCACAUCAAGCACAACCGCCCUCUUCCAAGGUCGAUUUAAUCUCAAUGAUCUGCAAGUUGGAUUGGUCUUCCUGCCGAACGGAGCAGGCUGCGUGGCAGGUUCCUAUUUAACUGGGUAUCUCAUGGACCACGACUACAAGACCGUUGAACGACAAUACCGCCAAGCAAAAGGUAUCCCAGCCGACACACCCCUGAACAAGAAAGAGCUCGUCGAUUUUCCAAUCGAGAAAUCACGUCUCAGAAAUAUCUGGUGGAUCAUCGUGAUUUUCGUCCUCACGGUAGCUCUUUAUGGCUUCUCCCUCCCACUUAAUAUCAUAACCAUCCCGCUGGUCUUGCAAUUCUUCAUCGCCUACACGGCAACUGCAGUCUUCAGUUUCAACAGUGCUCUCGUCAUUGACCUGUACCCUGGAGCUUCGGCGUCAGCCACUGCGGUGAACAAUCUGAUGCGUUGUUCCGUUGGGGCCGCUGGUGUUGCUGUAGUUCAGCUUGUGAUUGACGCGAUUGGACCCGGACCGACGUUCGCUUUGUUUGCUGGAAUCACGGCAGUUUUGAGCCCAUUGUUGGUUGUUGAGUGGUUUUAUGGAGAGGGGUGGAGGAAGGAGAGGAAGGAGAGGAAGGAAAGGCUGAGAGCUAAGGAGGAACAGAAGAAGGCUACUGACCUGGAGAAGAAAUAGGGUGUUUCUAUGUUGAUCUGUUGAAUACCUUGGAUGAAAGGUGCGCAAGUGAGAGGUGAAAAGCCGGUGUGUUUAUGUUUUGGGUGAUCCUCCUGUGCUGUGCACAUGAGGCUCGGCAAGUGAAGAGCGAAAUGUGCCGUACAGAGGCGUGUUACAAGUGGCAUAAGUGGCUGAUGGCUAGGUGAGAGCUUUGCUGUUGACAAGAGUUGAAAUCAGAAAGCUGUAGCAGUGGACUAAAUUCGCGGCUUGAAUGUACCGCAAUUCGGUUGAGC